Molecule: messenger RNA, 777 nt
Organism: Pantherophis guttatus
Lineage: Eukaryota; Metazoa; Chordata; Lepidosauria; Squamata; Colubridae
Product: cathelicidin-related peptide Oh-Cath-like
Biological process (GO): defense response
Cellular component (GO): extracellular region
Source: RefSeq, a predicted model, not a curated record
GCUUGAUCCUGAGGACCACAUCGGCUGUGGACCUCCUUAGCAGAAGAAGCAAGGAUGGACUGGAAGACCUUGCUGGUGGUUGGAGCUCUUACAAUCGGUGGGACCUUCUCACUUCCACACAAACCGCUGCCUUAUGACAAGGCCGUGGAGCUUGGAGUGGCCAUCUACAAUAGCAAAGCAGCAGAAAACUUUCUCUACCGUCUCUUGGAGGCUGUUCCUCAGCCUGAGUGGGAUCCCAAUUCUGAAAGCACUCAAGUGCUGAAGUUCACCAUGAAGGAGACAGUGUGUCCAGUGAAAAGCGAACAUUCUUUGGAGGAAUGUGACUUCCAAGAAGAUGGGGAGGUCAGACAAUGCAGAAGCUACUAUUUCUUUGAGGAGAGACCCCCAGUGAUUGUAGUCAUCUGUGCACCUGUGGCUGGACUGGAGGAGAAGAAGAGAGAAGAGGAGGAGAAAGAGGAAGAAGGGAAGGAAGUGGAGGACAAACAGGAGGAGAAGAAGGAGGAGGAGGGGAAGGGUCAGCCCAGGCGGGUCAAGAGAUUCAAGAAAUUUUUCAAGAAGAUCAAGAACGGCAUCAAGACAUUUAUAAAGAAAACCCAAAUGGCCAUCGGUUCCCAUUUCCGCUGGUAAACGAUGAGGAUCCAGAGUGGCUCCAAUCUCCGAUCCCAGAAGAAUCUCCACGGGAAAAGAUGCAGAGUCUCCGUUUUUCCUUCUUAAACCUACGUUGAAAAACUAACCUAAUUCGGACUGGCUAAAUGAUUAAAUUACAAUUUCCUCUGG